AUGGUCAAAGCAGUAGAUCCAACAAUCAGCAUCAAGGUUCUGCAAGGAGGUGUGAAAAAUCACUUCAAUUACAAGGCGUCCUACAAAAAGAUUUCACUUGUAAAGCAGAGAGUCAUUGCUAGAAUAUAUGGCGAUUGGGAGGAGUCAUACAAUGAGCUUUCUCGUUGGUUAUUCACUAUGCAGAUCCUUGACCUGGUUCAGUUGACACAGUCAUGUUUCAUCGGAUUUUUUUGGACAUUUCUACCGUGCAUUGGGGCUUUUAAGCAUUGCAAGCCACUUAUUUCCAUCGAUAGCACCCACUUAUAUGGUAAAUACGGAGAAACAUUACUGAUGGCCAUUGCUCAAGAUGGAAAUGCAAACAUCUUACUUAUUGCAUUUGCCGUUGUUGAGGGUGAGACGAAGGAGGCUUGGUCAUUCUUUCUUGCAUAUCUGCGGCAGCAUGUCAAACCACAACCAGGCAUCUUAGUGAUUUCAGACAGACACAAAUCAAUUGAUGCUGCGUUGAACGUCGAGGGAAGAUUAUGGAAACCACCUCAUGCCUUUCAGGCAUUUUGUACAAGAUACAUUGCUACCAACUUCAUGACUCACUUCAAAAAUAAGAACUUGAAGAAGGUUCUGGUUAACGCAGUGUAUUCGAAGUCGCAGCGGGAGUUCGCUCAUUAUUUUGGCUGUCUGAGGGGCGAGAAUGCAGCCAUCACAAACUAUCUUGAAAAAAUGCCUUGGAAUGAUUCAGAGGCCCUUGCCCAGCUUCAAGUCGGUGUUGAAUUCUCACAAAUGUUGAUGAAUGUCAUAGAAUUCAACUCAAAACACGUCAACACUGUGAAUGUUUACCAGUUUGAUCGGUCGAGGACUACCUUCACGGUUGAAGAGUUAGCGGCAGCAUAG
Arachis ipaensis is the source of this 885-nucleotide messenger RNA. The record is from RefSeq and is a predicted model, not a curated record. Lineage: Eukaryota; Viridiplantae; Streptophyta; Magnoliopsida; Fabales; Fabaceae.